AUGACGGUAGCUACGGAAUUCAGCUCGCGACCGGGCUCACACUCGCAUACGCUGAGUGCAUUGGAAGAUCGUUUCGAAGUGAUCAAGGAGAUCGGGGAUGGCAGCUUUGGCAGUGUUCACCUGGCGAGAGUACGCACAGCCGGCGCAAAUGUUGCUCGAAGGAACUCGAUGGUCGCCAUCAAGACCAUGAAGAAGACCUUCGAGUCCUUCUCACCUUGCCUUGAACUCCGCGAAGUGGUAUUCCUGCGCACUCUACCCAAUCACGCUCAUCUCGUCCCUGCACUGGACAUCUUCCUCGACCCAUUCAGCAAGAAACUACACAUCUGCAUGGAGUACAUGGAUGGCAAUCUGUAUCAACUCAUGAAGGCCAGGGACCACAAAGUCAUGGAUCCAAGAAGUGUCAAAAGUAUCCUGUACCAGAUCUUGUCUGGCCUUGAUCACAUCCACGCACAUCACUUCUUUCACAGAGACAUCAAACCAGAAAACAUUCUUGUCUCGACUUCUGCCCCGUCGGAUUCGCAUUCCACCUUCAGCAGGUACUCUGCCCUCGUCACACCACCUUCAACACCACCUACCUACUCAAUAAAAAUUGCCGAUUUUGGCCUCGCCCGAGAAACGCACUCAAAGCUUCCAUACACCACGUAUGUCUCCACACGAUGGUACAGAGCGCCCGAGGUUCUGCUCCGCGCUGGUGAGUAUUCAGCUCCUGUGGACAUCUGGGCUAUUGGUGCGAUGGCCGUCGAAAUCGCCACCUUGAAGCCUCUUUUCCCAGGCGGCAACGAAGUCGACCAAGUCUGGCGCGUUUGUGAGAUUAUGGGCAGUCCAGGAAACUGGUACACCAAAGCUGGCGUUCGCGUUGGUGGCGGCGAAUGGAGAGAAGGCACCAAGCUGGCUCAGAAGCUAGGCUUUUCCUUUCCGAAGAUGGCUCCCCACGCUAUUGAGUCGAUACUGCAACCACCACAGUGGCCGCUUGGACUGAGCAACUUCGUGACAUGGUGCUUAAUGUGGGAUCCCAAAAACAGGCCAACGUCAAGGCAAGCCAUGGACCAUGAGUUCUUCGCUGAUGCUGUCGACCCCCUCCGGCCUAAAUCGUCCUCUCGGCUCCUCGGCAGGAAACAUUCUGACCUCAGCUUCCGAUCCAAGGAGGGUGUCGAUUCACCCCUCCAAACGAAACCAUCGUGGUUCAGACGAUCUCUUAUCGCACGAGACAGUGCUCCAGCAGUUCCUCAACACACCGAAGACGCACUGCUUGCAAAGCAAUCAAGACCUCCCGCUAAUAAACGAGCAACUUGGACUCAUGGCGCAAAUCCUGCCACCAUUGCGCCGAUGCCCAUAUUGCCAUCGAUCAAACCCAUUUCUCCGCUACCAAAUGCUGUCAACGCACAGGGUACACAGGCAAAUGCUGCCCCACUGCCACUACCACCUCAGGUCCCCACACAUCAGAAGCAACUGAAACCGAAACCUGCAGAAGUUGAGCAACAGACGACUCAGCAACAGACAGACGACAAGCAUAGAAAGAUUGGUCGCCAGCUGUCUGUCAACUCUCACGGCAAUCAUUACGCAGAAGCACACCGACUGGAGGCAGAACGUGCUCUUAACGGCAAUGGAUCAACCAGUGGUCUAGUAUCUCCGCCAUAUCAGAAGGAGAGCUUCUUUUCACACCUAAGGAAACGAGCACGACGCUUCUCUGGCCGCCACGGUCUGGCUUCCCCAGGUGGUGAUGAUGUGGAAGCCAAUGCUGCAGCCGUACCUUGGUCAAAUCGAUCAUCUAUCAUGGUUGACAGCGUGAUUCCAGAGCACCAGAAUGAUUUCUCCGACCUCGACAACCUGCUGCAAAGCGUCCGCUACAGUCUGGACAAGUCUGCCGGGGAUCAGCAAGGUAAAGAUGGAUCGCGCUCUAAUCAGUCGACUCUUAAAAGGACGCAUUCUGUUCCGCGAUCUAGCCAGUCCAGGGAAAAUGUUGCAGCCGUCCCAGCACAGCCUGCUGCAAGAAAUCGAAAGUCCAUCCCGCAAAACUUCUACGACACCCCCGAAGAGGAAGACGAGUUGCUCGACGAGGCCCUUCGCUCCGCCAAUCGCGCUGUCCGUCGACUCAACCAGGGCAAACCCACUGAUGCACAAAAGGCCCCCCAACGACAGCCCCUGACGCACGUCUCGAGCAACGCUGGUGUACAAGCUGCGUGCUUGACCCCAUCGCCAUCAGCCAAGCGUAACGGAGUGAACUUCGACCCUAACGCUGUCACUCCAACGCAACCACUCAAUAUUCAACAACGUAAGCAGCAAGAAUAUGCUCCUCCACACUGGCCCACACCUCCGUACGAAGAGAAUGAAUGGGCUUCUGCUGCUGCAGCGAGCAUCUACGCUGCAGGCAGGGUGUACCCCUGA
Cyphellophora attinorum is the source of this 2385-nucleotide messenger RNA. Its product is annotated as Sporulation protein kinase pit1. Bases 1 to 2385 code for a protein of 794 amino acids. Gene Ontology annotation, biological process: intracellular signal transduction; protein phosphorylation. Gene Ontology annotation, molecular function: ATP binding; protein serine/threonine kinase activity. NCBI's taxonomy places the organism in Eukaryota, Fungi, Ascomycota, Eurotiomycetes, Chaetothyriales, Cyphellophoraceae. The record is from RefSeq and is a predicted model, not a curated record. The transcript is spliced from 3 exons. Gene Ontology annotation, cellular component: nucleus; cytoplasm.